AGUACGACUCCGAUCUCUAUCUCCGACGUUCUUCUACAAAGACAAGAAAAUGGCUCGUUUGGUUACGAUAAUCUCUCUCAUUAUUCUCCUGUCCGUCUCCGAAGCAAAGGAGUUCAUCGUCGGAGGCAAAGAGAGCAAGACUUUCUGGAGGGUUCCCGCCGGCGGCGAGAAUCAGAACAACCUCAAUUACUGGGCCGAGAGGAACAGGUUUCGAUCCGACGAUGUUCUUGGUAUGGAAGUCCGUCGCUAAAAGUGAUUCGGUGCUGGAAGUGAGCAAGAAUGAUUACGAGAGCUGCAACACGACGGAUCCCAUCAAGGAGCUGAAGGCCUGUGACGGGAAGUUCACUUUGGACCGGUCCGGCCCGUUUUACUUCAUCAGCGGGAUCGAACGUCACUGCAAGAAAGGGCAGAAGCUGGAGGUGGUCGUUCUCGCCGAUCAUCAUGGCCGGCGGGCAUUGUCUCCGGCGCCGGCGCCGGAGAAGUCGGAUGGAUCGAAGGUUGGGGCUUUGGGGACGGUGUCUUUGGCGACGGGAGUUGGAUUGGUCACCGCUUUGUUUCUUUUAGUUUAGUGGUUAAUUAAUAGAUGGGUUUAAUUAACUUAAUCUCUGUUGUCUUUUGUUUUUCUUAAUUCGCUAAAUGUGGACUCUUUUGCAUGUUUGGAUU
Molecule: messenger RNA, 663 nt
Organism: Linum tenue
Lineage: Eukaryota; Viridiplantae; Streptophyta; Magnoliopsida; Malpighiales; Linaceae
Source: the annotation of a GenBank genome assembly